This is a messenger RNA of Myotis daubentonii (Daubenton's bat), 345 nucleotides long. RefSeq names its product protein p13 MTCP-1-like. NCBI's taxonomy places the organism in Eukaryota, Metazoa, Chordata, Mammalia, Chiroptera, Vespertilionidae. Gene Ontology annotation, molecular function: protein serine/threonine kinase activator activity. The record is from RefSeq and is a predicted model, not a curated record.
AUGGCCAGGCACCCGACAAAGGUGCUCCUCACCUCGCACCCCAAGUGCUUGAGGAUCCGUGGCCACUUGGUGUAUGAGGACGAGAUCAGGCGCACAUGGCUGCAUCUCGUCAUGGACACAGGUGUAAUGCAUGUACGGUUGCGCCAGGAAGACAUCCCCAGUGGGCAUAUCGCACUCACCCGCAGCCCGCUGACCUCGAGCAACAUGCCUUGGAUGUGGACGCUCCACUCUGGCAGCCAGUACGUGGACCCCAUGGGCCGGUUCUGGCACAUCGUAUACCACAUCAAGGAGUUUGGUGUGGAGGAAAUGAUCCUUCAGCUGAUGGAAGACUCUCAGGACACGUGA